GUCUGGAUCAUUUUUGGCCACACUGCCUACAACAGCGUGCGAAUUCAGGCUAGUCUAUUCAUUGAAGAGCUGCUUCUCUCAGGACUGUUGUUGCUUCGUCGCUUCGUAUUGCGCUCUUUUUCUUUCGUUUCUUGCUUUCCAACCAAACAAGGGUAAACAUGACAGCUACACGCUCGAAAUUGACGUCUGCGGCCGUCGUGCUCUUCGCCUCCGUGCUGCUGCUGAGCUGCUACGCCAUCGCACCGGCGGCAGCCGAUGACGGCGGUCUCGCUGUGCAGGUCGCCCCCGGUCGGACCAACUGCUUCUAUGAAGAUGCCCCCGGCGUUGGCAUUAAGAUGUUCCUGCAUUACAUGGUGAGCUCCGGUGGCUCGAUGGACAUUGACUGCCAGAUCAUUGGUCCCGAUAAGAAGCUGAUCUGGAGCGCCAUCCGCGACACGGAAAACCGCGUGCUCUUCAAGUCGCGCUUGCCCGGGCCGCACGCCUUCUGCUUCAUCAACCGCAUGAGCACCGUCACGCCGAAGGUGGUGUCCUUCUCGGUCAUGGUCGGCGAGGCGGAGGUGGCCGGGCCGAACGGCGGUAUGCCGGUGGAGAAGGACUCGCUCUACCGCUCCAUUAAACGUCUUCAGGAGGGACUGGGCGAGAUCGAGGAGCUGCAGCAGCUGAUGCGCGUCCGUGAGCAGGACCACCGUGCAACGACGGAGGUGGCGAACACCCGCGUCGUGGUGUUCUGUAUCCUCGAGAUCAUCUUCAUCGCUGGGAUGGGUGCAGGAAGCGUGGUGUACCUGCGGAAGCUGUUUGUGACGAAGCGUAUGGUGUAA
Molecule: messenger RNA, 818 nt
Organism: Leptomonas pyrrhocoris
Lineage: Eukaryota; Euglenozoa; Kinetoplastea; Trypanosomatida; Trypanosomatidae
Product: putative mitochondrial Cop-coated vesicle membrane protein p24 precursor
Exons: 1
Coding region: 159-818 (219 amino acids)
Biological process (GO): Golgi organization; endoplasmic reticulum to Golgi vesicle-mediated transport; intracellular protein transport
Cellular component (GO): endoplasmic reticulum-Golgi intermediate compartment; COPII-coated ER to Golgi transport vesicle; Golgi apparatus
Source: RefSeq, a predicted model, not a curated record